This is a messenger RNA of Thamnophis elegans (Western terrestrial garter snake), 3688 nucleotides long. It is a transcript of the gene VPS26B, whose product is annotated as VPS26, retromer complex component B. The transcript has 6 exons. Lineage: Eukaryota; Metazoa; Chordata; Lepidosauria; Squamata; Natricidae. The coding region runs from base 889 to 1899 and encodes 336 amino acids. The record is from RefSeq and is a predicted model, not a curated record. Gene Ontology annotation, biological process: intracellular protein transport; retrograde transport, endosome to Golgi. Gene Ontology annotation, cellular component: endosome; retromer complex.
CGCGGUGCCCGAUCCCUAAGUCCGGGACGCGGCGCGAGCUCUCUUGCAAAGCCUUUGCAAAGCCGGCGCAGCCCAAGCGGAGGAGGAAGAGGGAGGCGGCGGCGGGCUGCUGCCGCAGCGACGGCCUGCUGUCACCGCUUGGAAGGAAGCCGGCCCGGCUGCUGGGGACGAAGCGGCGCCUUGCAUUUUGGACCCCUCUGCUUUGCGGCCUUCCUUGCAAGGAGCAGCAACGCCCCCGUGCAACACCCAUUUCCCCUUGCUCCGCCGUGCAAAGCAUCCCCUUCCAGCAGCGUCUUUGGAAGACGUGCAAAAAAAAGGGGGGGAGGGAGCCCGGAUCUCCUGCUUCUUUUUCCCGGCUGCUUCUUUUGCAUGCCUCUCCGUUGCACGCUUUUCCCGGGGAGCCCCCUUUCCCCCCCACCCCGGCUUUGCACCUUCUUCCUCCAGGCCUGCAAGCUGAGCCUUCUUCCCCUCGCACGCCCACCCGCCUUGCCUUGACUCCCUGGGCUGCAGCUCCUGCUCCCGGGCGCCUCCCUCCUUUGCAGCUGGCAUCUGCAUCUGGGGGUCCCCCUUGUGCCCCCCCCUUUUUAGGCUCCCUUAUGUUCGGGUCUGCCUUGGCUCCAUCUGCCGGCGGGGGUCCCUUCUGGCCCUGAGCCUUUCCCAGCAGUAAAAGCUUCGUCACCUGCAUCCCCCAUCCCCUUUGCUCAGCAUCCCCAUCUAUGGCUUGAUGGUCCAGCAAAGGCCAGGUUGCUUCUAAGGUGGGUUCAGCAUCUUUCUCAGCCUUGGGCAUCUCUAAGGCAGCCCACACGCUUUCCCUGGCUUGGGCUUGGGUCCUGUUGGAGCUUCUUGGAAAGAGGCGGGGUGCCCGGUCCCUCCGCCCAGGCCUCCGAGAUGAGCUUCUUCGGCUUUGGACAGAGCGCUGAAUUGGAACUGGUCCUGAGCGAUGCUGAGAGCAGGCGCCGAGCGGAACAUAAGACAGAGGAAGGCAAGAAGGAGAAAUAUUUCCUUUUUUAUGACGGCGAGACCGUGUCCGGGAGGGUCGUCUUAACCCUCAAGCACCCCAACAAACGCCUGGAACACCAGGGCAUCAAGGUGGAAUUCAUUGGGCAAAUUGAAUUAUACUACGACCGAGGAAACCACCACGAAUUUGUGUCUCUGGUAAAAGAUUUGGCCCGUCCUGGUGAAUUCACCCAAUCACAAACUUUCGACUUUGAAUUCACUCAUGUGGAGAAACCGUACGAAUCCUACACUGGGCAAAAUGUGAAGCUGAGGUACUUCCUCCGGGCCACCGUGAGCCGCAGAUUGAAUGACGUGGUGAAAGAAAUGGACAUCGUGGUGCACACCCUUAGCACCUAUCCAGAGCUCAACUCCUCCAUUAAGAUGGAGGUGGGGAUUGAAGAUUGCCUCCACAUUGAGUUUGAGUACAAUAAAUCCAAGUACCAUUUAAAAGACGUGAUUGUAGGGAAGAUCUACUUCCUUCUCGUCCGGAUCAAGAUCAAACACAUGGAGAUUGACAUCAUCAAGAGGGAAACCACUGGCACGGGGCCCAACGUCUACCACGAAAACGAUACCAUUGCCAAAUAUGAGAUCAUGGAUGGAGCCCCUGUGAGAGGAGAGUCCAUCCCAAUUCGGCUCUUCCUGGCUGGUUAUGAACUGACUCCCACAAUGAGAGACAUCAAUAAGAAGUUCUCAGUGCGCUAUUACCUCAAUCUGGUGCUAAUUGAUGAGGAGGAGAGGCGUUAUUUUAAACAGCAGGAGGUGGUGUUGUGGCGCAAAGGUGACAUUGUGAGGAAAAGCAUGUCCCACCAGGCCGCCAUCGCCGCCCAGCGCUUCGAAGGCACCUCGUCCCAGACGGAGAGCAGGACCCCCAGCCAGGCUUCAGAGAACAACGGGCGGCAGUGAGGGCCCAGGAAGGAACCGUGAAACGGAGGGAGGAGCAUGGAGAGAACGGCCCUCCCGCCAGAAACUUGCAAACGCAAAAUUAUCUUGUCAGGUUGUCUGUCUGUCUUCGUAUGUGUGUGUGUGUGUGUUUCGUCUUUUAUCUUGAGGACUAGCAACUUAACAGGACUGGGGAAAGGGGUUGGCGCAACAAAACAAAAAAAAAGAAAGGGAAUACAGCCGUUUCUAUUUACGUUCAGUAUUUGUGGAUAAGCUAAAGGAGCCAGGACAGAUGGGAGUUUUGGACCCUGUGCUGGAAGAGGACUGUGGAAGAAUAUUUUGUAUUUUAAGAGCGUCCAAUUUGUCUCUCUGUUGGAAAAUGACUGCGGCCAGGGAAGCUUCUACCCCACAUUUAACAAUCACUUGUGAAUAUACCCUGAGCCAAAACGUUCACCAGACUUUGGAUGGCUGAGAUGCGCAGGCAAUCACAGGUUGUGCGUCUGUGCGUACAAAAGCAGCACCCGUUCGUAACGUCGUCACCCAAACGAAGCCGCUUUCUUAAUGCCCGGCCUUUGCACAUUGGGCACAUCAUGUCGUGCCCGACGUCAUCGCGGCCUGUACCGGGUGCCAAGAAGUUCCUUUGUAUUUCGGAAGAGGGUUAAAAACACACUUUGCUCCUAAGGAUUGUACCGCUGUAGGUUUUAUCCCUUGAAAAGGAGGACUUGCCUUUAGAGAGAACGACCGCUAUGUUUCUGCAUGAGUCUCUGUUCUGAAAGCACCUCCUGAAUGGGAAAAAUAAUUGAGCGUUGUGAUGGACAAACGACUACGUCUGAAAAGAAAGAGAGGGAAGCAUUCAGGGAGACAACGGGGAACAGUUUUUCUUGUCGUUGAUUCUGACACAGACUCGGCAAGCAUCCAUCUUAACGUUUUCAGGUUUGUGAGCAGCAUUGGGUGAAAACCGUUCUUCCUAGCAGCUUCCCCCGGGCUAAUUUUUGCCGAGGGAGAGAACAAACGCGGAAACCCAAAAGACUUUUGCUUAAACGGUGAUGACUUAAAAACACACCAUCCUGGCUUCUGUCAAAAUUAUCCUUUCAAGCCAGAGGAGGGGGGGGGAAACAAUGGCCCUUUUGUGACUUGAGGACUUCAAUUCCCAGAAUUCCUGAGCCAGCAUGGAAUUCUGGGAGGGGAAGUUCACAAGUCACAAAAAGGCCCAUCGUUCCCCCACCCCUGCUGUAAGCCCAACUUACUUCCUGUCUCCAGAUUCCCAAGAAUUCUGUUACUUCUUACUCUUGGGGUUCGUGAAGUCUGAGCUUGGGUGUGUUGAGAAAAAUGGAAGAAUCGCCUACCCUCAUCUCAGGAGUUUCUCUGUUGCAUCUCUGCCUGAUGCACUGUCCUGGAUUUACUUCCUGCUGGGAUCAUCCAGCUGUUCUUGUACAGAAAACCUUCCUUUGGAGGAACACAGCCAAAAGAGGCGAUCACCACCACGAAUAUCUUAGGUGAACAGUGAGCCAUCAGCCACCUAAGUUAGCCAUGUUGCCACACUGGUGAUCACUCUCCUUCUGCUUCCUACUUUGCUUUCUGAGCUCAUUCAAGGCUAGAAAGAUGAACGCUCCAUGGCUUCAUGGCAGAAGAGAUCUUCCACCUUUCCAUGCAGAGAAAGCACAUUUUCAACUCUACCUGAAGAUGUCAGCGUACGGAACGAGCCAAGUGCAUCUUAGUAUAGUGCAGGGGUUAGCAAUCUGCGGCUCCGGAGCCGCAUGUGGCUCUUUCAUUCCUCUGCUGCAGCUCCCUGUCGCCGGUCAGCUCCAGAAUU